Rana temporaria (common frog) is the source of this 631-nucleotide messenger RNA. Its product is annotated as C-X-C motif chemokine 10-like. Gene Ontology annotation, biological process: immune response. Lineage: Eukaryota; Metazoa; Chordata; Amphibia; Anura; Ranidae. Gene Ontology annotation, molecular function: chemokine activity. The coding region runs from base 62 to 385 and encodes 107 amino acids. The transcript has 4 exons. Gene Ontology annotation, cellular component: extracellular region. The record is from RefSeq and is a predicted model, not a curated record.
CAAUACUCCAAGCUACUAUCUGCACUAACUCAUAGUCAAGGACAUCACAACUACUAUCAUCAUGGACAACAAGUGCACUAUCCUCAUCAGUGUUAUCCUGCUCUCUGCUGCUGCCAUUCAAGGGUUUUCAAUUGCUCGAGGCAGUCGCUGCUUGUGCACCAAGCUGGACAACAGGCUCAAUGUACGAGCACUGGAAAAACUGGAGAUUUUCCCAAGCAGCUCUGGCUGUGAAAGGAUCGAAUACAUUGCUACUUUGAAAAACUCACCUACUAAAAAAUGUGUGAGCCCCCACUUAUUUGAAGUAAGAGUGCUGCUGAGUGGAAAAAAUCGGCAACUCAAACAUAUUCCAGUGAUAAGACACCCAGGAACGAAAGCAACAAAUUAAGAAAAUUCACACCAUGCCUCUUAUUUAUACACUAGUUUGCUACUUUGAAUGUAUUACACAGUAGCUUUGUUGUAACUGUUGUUAUUUAAGCCUUGUUCCUGUAAUAAUGUUCUUUUUACCACAGUAAAUUAUUUUCUGAAACAUUUGUUUUUACCACUGUAAAAACAUAUGUUACCUAAAUUAUUUGUAUAUAUGUGAAUAUAUUUAUAAUGUAUAAAUAAUACAGACCCUUCUGUGUAAUAUUUU